AUACCUGAAAUAGUGACUUAAAUUAAUUAUAAACAUUAAACAUGACUAUUUCUAAGUCCACGCUCCGUGGUUCCAACCGGAUCAAGGAAAAUGAUAAAAGACGUAUUGUGGAUGAAACAUCACGUAAACGACGACAUCGGAAAGUUAUGGAACUGCUAGAAUCUGACAAUUACCAUGAUGACCCUCAUGCAGACCUAGUUAUGAGUAAAAAAGUUCCGAAAUUUGAGGAUAGUCUAGAGCAAAGAAGUACAAGAACAAAACGAAAAGAGCGUACCACUGAUUACUAUCAAUUCAAAUUUCGUAAAAACUUCCAACAACUUGUAGAUGAAGAUCGAGCAGAAGCAGAGGCUAACAAAAGAGUCUCCUAUAUGGACAUACAAUGUGAGGAAUCACCCUUACCCCCUCGUCAUUUUUGUGCAGUGUGUGGUUUUCUAGGGCAAUACUCUUGUUUAUCUUGUGGGACUAGAUAUUGCAGCAUUAGGUGUAUGGAUACCCAUAUGGACACUAGAUGUUUGAAGUGGGCUGCAUAAAUAUCAGUUUUAUAUAAAACAUUCAAUUAUUAUCUUUUAGAUUUUGUAGCUGAAUGCCAAUUGUUAUAUUUUACUUUUUUUGAAACCUUUAUUCACCAUAUCUUUGGAACUGAUUUUUUACAUGUUUUGUUGAACAUUUGUAAAAUUAACCAAACAUUUAGUGUAGAAUGUCAUUGGUGAAAUAUUACAUAUUUGCUUCAAAGAAA
Messenger RNA from Leptinotarsa decemlineata (Colorado potato beetle), 736 nucleotides. RefSeq names its product zinc finger HIT domain-containing protein 1. Gene Ontology annotation, biological process: chromatin remodeling. Lineage: Eukaryota; Metazoa; Arthropoda; Insecta; Coleoptera; Chrysomelidae. The record is from RefSeq and is a predicted model, not a curated record.